CAAUGGAACCAAUGGAACCAAUGGGACCCAAUGGAACCAAUGCAUCCAACAGAACGAAUGGACCCAAUGGACCCAUCAGAACCAAUGGACCCAGUGGACCCAUCAGAACCAAUGGACCCAAUGGGACCCAAUGGACCCAAUGGAACCAACGGAACCAACGGAAUCCAAUGGACCCAAUGGACCCAAUGGUACCCAAUGGAACCAAUGGACCCAAUGGACCCAAUGGACCCAAUGGAACCAACGGAACCAAUGGACCCAAUGGAACCAAUGGACCCAAUGGAACCAACGGAACCAACGGACCCAAUGGAACCAAUGGACCCAAUGGAUCCAACGGAACCAAUGGCACCACUGCAUCAGUAUCACUGUCACCAUCACUGCUGAGUCAACAGCACCAGAACUGGAACCAGAACCAGAACCAUUGGGUCAAUGUCACCACCAAGUCAACGUCACCGCAGCAACACCAUCGCUGUCAUCAUCACUGCUGGGCCAACAGCACCGGCACCGGCACCACCGGGUCAACGUCACCAUGGUUGUCACCACCGGGUCAACGUCACCACCAUGUCACCAUCACCACCGGGUCAAUGUCACCGUGGUCGUCACCACCAUAUCGAUGUCACCACCAUGACACUGCCACCGUCACCAUUGUGUCACUGUCACCACGGUGUCACCACCAUGUCGAUGUCACCACUGUGACACCGUCCCCAUCACCAUUGUGUCACUGUCACCACGGUGUCACCACCAUGUCGAUGUCACCACCGUGACACCGCCACCGUCACCACCAGCUCGAUGUCACCAUCACCACCCCGACACCGUCACCAUGAUGUCACUGUCACCACCAGGUCACCGUCACCACCGGGUCAGUGUCACCAUUGGGUCAAUGUCACCAUGAUGUCACCGCCGGGUCACCACCAAUGUCACCUCCACGUCAAUGUCACGUGACCGGCACCACCGCGUCCCUGUCACGAUGCUGUCACCGUCACCGCUGGGUCACCAUUGUCACCACUGUGUCACCAUCACUGUGCUGUCACCAUCACGGUGGUGUCACCGUCACCACGGUGGCACUGUUGUCACCUUAGCGUCAUUGUCGCCAUCACUGCCGUGUCACCGUUGUCCCCGGGGUGUCACCAUCCUGGUGGUGUCACCAUUGUCCCCAUGGCUGUGGUGUCACCAUUGUCCCCGUGAUGUCACCAUCCUGGUGGUGUCACCAUUGUCCCCAUUGUCCCAAGGUGUCCCCAUGGCUGUGGUGUCACCAUUGUCCCCAUGGCUGUGAUGUCCCCAUUGUCCCCACGCUGUCACCAUCCUGGUGGUGACACCAUUGUCCCCACUGUCCCCAUGGUGUCCCCAUUGUGGUGUCACCAUCCUUGUGGUGUCACCAUUGUCCCCAUUGUCCCCAUGGUGUCCCCAUUGUCCCCACGGUGUCACCAUCAUGGUGGUGUCCCCAUUGUCCCCACGGCUGUGGUGUCCCCAUUAUCCCCAAGGUGUCACCAUCAUGGUGGUGUCCCCAUUGUCCCCACGGCUGUGGUGUCACCAUUGUCCCCAUGGUGUCAACACUGUGGUGUCACCAUCCUUGUGGUGUCAGCAUUGUCCCCGUUGUCCCCGUGGUGUCCCCAUUGUCCCCACGAUGUCACCAUCAUGGUGGUGUCCCCAUUGUCCCCAAGAUGUCACCAUCCUUGUGGUGUCACCAUUGUCACCGUCACGGUGGUGUCACCAUUGUCCCCAUGGUGUCAGCAUUGUGGUGUCACCAUCCUUGUGGUGUCAUCAUUGUCCCCAUUGUCCCCACGGUGUCACCAUCAUGGUGGUGUCCCCAUUGUCCCCACGGUGUCCCCAUGGCUGUGGUGUCCCCACUGUCCCCAUUGUCCCUGCGGUGUCACCAUCCCGGUGGUGUCCCCCUUGUCCCCAAGGU
Molecule: messenger RNA, 1903 nt
Organism: Meleagris gallopavo (turkey)
Lineage: Eukaryota; Metazoa; Chordata; Aves; Galliformes; Phasianidae
Source: RefSeq, a predicted model, not a curated record